Molecule: messenger RNA, 1533 nt
Organism: Aspergillus niger
Lineage: Eukaryota; Fungi; Ascomycota; Eurotiomycetes; Eurotiales; Aspergillaceae
Exons: 4
Coding region: 1-1533 (510 amino acids)
Biological process (GO): transmembrane transport
Cellular component (GO): membrane
Molecular function (GO): transmembrane transporter activity
Source: RefSeq, a predicted model, not a curated record
AUGGAGAUAGCGUUGGCCGAGAGGUCGCCGGACCCUCUGCCGGUUGGAGAUGAAAAGCAGGCUGGCCUGGUGGCCGAUCUGGUCCACGCCAGUGAGGCCGAAUACACACCGGCCCAGUACCGCCGGCUGGUGCGCAAGGUGGACUGGAUCAUUCUCCCGCUGAUGUGGAUUAUCUCUGGCACGCAGUACGCCGACAAGGCGUCCAUUUCGACCCAGGCAACCUUUGGUCUGGAGCAGGACACCCAUCUGGUGAGCCAACAGUACUCCUGGCUGACCUCGAUCUUUUACCUGGCGUUCCUGGUCAGCGAGGCCCCCGGUAAUUAUAUAUUGCAGCGUGUCAGUGUUGGCCCGACCGUGGCAGUGUCUAUGUUCUUCUGGGGCAUCAUCGUGCUGUGCAUCGCCUUCGCCACCAACUUUGCGGGUCUAGCAGUGCUGCGAUUCCUUGAAGGCGUCACCGAAUGCACCACCUACCCAGCUCUUCUCCUAAUCACGGCCACAUGGUAUACUAAAGAAGAACAUGCAAUGCGCUCGGUCAUCUGGGGCAGCGCUAACGCUGGGAUGGAUGUAUUGACCAGCCUGGUCAACUACGCUAUUGGCCGCCGCGCUGAGACACACCCCAAUGGAAUGGCUCCCUGGAAGGGAAUCUCUUUCUUUUUAGGGGCGUUGACCAUUGUACUCAGCGGCAUUACCUAUCUACUCCUCGGUACCCCACGCGAGGUACGCUGGCUGUCCGUCGAAGAAAAGCGCAUGGCUGCGGCACGAGUAGUGGCCAGUCAAACUGGCUCGGAUGCCCAGAAGCGCACCCUGGACUGGAAGCAGGUGGUCAUCACCUUCCGCGACCCCCAGACCUACUUCUUCUUCUUCCUCGUCAUUGUCAAUUCAAUUCCCAAUGGCGGCACAACGGCCUUUGGAAACCUCGUCUACGUCUCGUUCGGCUUUACGGCCCUGGAGACCAUCGUUAAGGGUAAGAUUCCACAGCAGAUGCUGUCAAUUGCCUGGUUUUUGAUCGCUGGUUAUCUAACAUUGAAGAAACCUAAUCUCCGCUUCUAUAUCAUGAUUGUUUCGGUUGUCCCUGCCUUUUGCGGUAUGCUCGCCCUGGCUCUGCUCCCGCACUCCUCGGGCCUGCUGUGGGCGCGCUGGGGUGUGUACUUCAUGACCAGUGUGGGAAAUCUAGCUGGUCCUCUCAUAUGGACUCUCUUGCCAUCAAACGUGGCAGGGCGGACGAAAAAGUCGGUUACGGGCACCGUCCUAUUCAUUGCCUACUGUGUAGGUAACUGCAUUGGCGCCCAGGUCUUCCAGGCCAAGGAUGCGCCGCGAUACAUUCCUGCAAUCGUAGUGUGUUCAAUUAUGUAUGGACUGGAGAUUGUUUUGAUGAUUGCCUGGCGCACAUACUAUGUUUGGCAGAAUAAACGUCGUGCUUCCCUGAUUGCCGCCAUGGCUAUGACGACCCAGGAGUCGGCGCAUCAGGGCCGCCUUAAUGCAGAGUCAGACAUGACAGACUACGAGAACAUCCACUUUGUGUACAGUUUGUAG